GAUAGAAAGCGACUUACUGAGCGAGAGAAUAGGAAUUAUAAGAGUAGUGAGGCCUGUAUAGGAUGUCAUGAUAAACUAAGAUGUGAAGAAAGAUCUGCACCGUCUGCCUGUUCAGGCCCAGAGACCCAGACAGAGGCCCAGCAGUCACACCCUGCAGCCUGAAGUAGAGAGGAGAGAGUGAGGGAGAUACUGUGUCUUGGCACACCAGCAACACACAGGACAUCCACUAACCAGAGAAAGAGAACAUGGAGACCCUCAUCAUCAAGAAUGAAGAGAAUACAGAAGAGACUCAUCCCACAACUGGAAGCAAAGAUGUCACCACAUCCAUGAUAAACAUGUGGGACCUGAACCUAAACCAGGAACAAGAGGACCCAACAACAACGCACGAUAAACCAGGGGAGAACACCCAGCCUCAGAACCAGGAACAAGAGGACCCAACAACAACGCACGAUAAACCAGGGCAGAACACCCAGCCUCAGAACCAGGAACAAGAGGACACAACAACAACGCACGAUAAACCAGGGGAGAACACCCAGCCUCAGAACCAGGAACAAGAGGACCCAACAACAACGCACGUUAAACCAGGGCAGAACACCCAGCCCCAGACAAUCUCUAGCGGGUUUACUGUCACCCCAGAAGAUGUGCUGUGUGACUCCUGCAUCGAGAUCCCGUGCCGGGCCCAGAAGUCCUGCCUCACCUGCCUGGUGUCGUACUGCGAGGCCCACCUCAGACCCCACCUGGAGAACCAGAGGUUCCAGAAUCACCGACUGGUGGAGCCCUUACAGGACAUCGAGUGUCACACCUGUGAGGAGCACCGGCUACCGCUUGAACUAUACUGCCUGACGGACGGCUGCGGUGUGUGUGUGUGCUGCGAGUGUGAGGGACAGGGGCAUCUGGGGCACAGUACUGUACCUGUAGAGGAGGCUCGAAGACAGAUCCAGACAGAGCUGCAGAAGAAACAAGGGGACAUUAUGAAGACCGUCUCAGUGGCAGAGAAUUCCAUUGGCAAGCUACAGAGCAACACUGCAUCCAUAGAGAGCUCGGUGGCAGGGGUACGUGCUGUGAUGGAGCAGCAGUUCUAUCUGCUGCAAGGGGCCGUAGAAGAGGCCCGGAGGAGGGCCACGGAGGUUCUGGAGGGGGAGCAGAGGCAGGCGCUCAGCCAGGCCGAGGGCAUCCAGGCCCACCUGGAGCAGAAGAGCCAAGAGCUGAAGAAGACCCUGGCCAGAGUGGAGAGACUCUUCAGGAACAAGAGGGACGUAGACUUCCUGCAGGAAUACUCUGAGUGGAAGACGGGGGCUGUGGAUGUCUGUCUGCCUGGGCUCUACGUCGGCCUCACAGAUCGCCUGGCCUCCUUCAGCUGCCUGCUCACUGAGUCCACCCAGGAACUGUGUGACCAGCUCAAGGCUACCUACAGGGACAAACUGAAGGACAUCUGCAGGACUGAGAAACUGGGCAUUACAACCAUGGUCCAUCCCAAGAUGUCAAAGUCUUUUUCACUGCCUGAGCCUGAGAUGCGAGACGACUUCCUCACGUAUGCCAGCAGUCUGACCUUUGACCCAGACACUGUCCACAAGUUCCUGAGACUAACCGAAGACGACAGGAAGGUGACCAACACCACGCCCUGGCAGCACAGCUACCCAGACACGCCCGAACGCUUCGAGUACUGGCGCCAGGUGAUGACCUCAGAGAGCCUCUACCUGGGCCGACACUACUUUGAGGCAGAGCUGAGUGGGGAGGGCAUGCACGUGGGACUCACCUACAAGAGCAUCGACCGGAAAGGCGUGGAGAGAGGCAGCUGCAUCACAGGAAAUGACUUCUCGUGGAGCCUCGGAAGGGAGGGGCGGAGCUUUUCCACUUGGCAUGCUGAUAUGGAGGCGGUCGUGGAAGCCACAAGUGUGUUCACGAGAAUCGGCGUCUACAUCGACUUUGACUCAGGCUCAUUAGCUUUCUAUGGUGUGACUGACAUCGCUAUGACACUCCUCUACAGGUACAAGGCUGAGUUCAUGGAGCCCUUGUAUCCUACUGUCUGGCUCUCAAAGAAGGACAGUGUGGUUUUAUUGGUUGGUCCUAAGGACCCCCCACUAAUGAAGAGCUCAACUCUGCCUGCCACCCCCAUCACUCCCAUGGAAACAUCAGCUCCUGUCAGUCCAGAAUCAUAAUACUUUGACUGCAGAAGUGUAGUUAGGUUAGAGAGGCGGACCAGUACACAUUUCUGUUUCUCACAAAUACAAUAAAGUAUCUAUUCUAUUCAUAA
Oncorhynchus tshawytscha (Chinook salmon) is the source of this 2254-nucleotide messenger RNA. Its product is annotated as tripartite motif-containing protein 16-like protein. Gene Ontology annotation, molecular function: zinc ion binding; protein binding. The transcript has 7 exons. NCBI's taxonomy places the organism in Eukaryota, Metazoa, Chordata, Actinopteri, Salmoniformes, Salmonidae. Bases 246 to 2159 code for a protein of 637 amino acids. The record is from RefSeq and is a predicted model, not a curated record.